ACAUUAAUCAACACACAAAUUACGCAGUACAUACUUUGGUCCGUAUCCUUUCCACAUUAUACGUAGUAAACCAACAGGUGCGUGUAAGAAAAUAUUAAUUUUAAACAACAUAAAGCUAAAGAAUAUGGACAGAAGAACCAAAUUUCCAAUACCAAAGCCACCUGAGCUCCAGUGUAAGUUCGUCCCUGCCACUGUUGGACUGCCCAACGAGGAAAAUACGGGUUGGUUGAAUAUCAUUGUGCAAUGUUUAUGCAACGCUGAACCAUUCGUUAAAUACUUUUUGGCAAAUGGACAUCAAACUGAUUUGAGGAAGAAGUAUGGAAUUAAUAUGGAAAAGGAGGGGAGGGUAGUUAACGGAUUGGCCCAACUUUUUCAAAAUAUGUGGAAUCCAUCUACACCCGGAACUCUCCGUGAUAUGAAAAACAAAUUUAAGAAAAUAAUAGGUCAGGUUUACCCACAAUGGAAGGGUGAUGAUCUGCAAGAUGCUUUCGAAUUUCUUGUCAUCCUGCUGGACACACUCAGCGAGGAGUUGGAUCUUCGCGCGACCAAGCCGACGCAGUAUCGACAUGCUCUGUUUUCUAAGGAUAAAAGUGAGCAACAACUCGAAGCGGAAAUGAUUGCGGGUUACUUGAACAGAUUUAAAACCAUUGUUCAAGAUAAUUUUAUUGGAUUUAUUCGGACAAGUGUGACCUGUUCGAGAUGCAACAAAGAUACCUUGACCUUUGACCCCUCUAUGACCCUUUGGUUACCCUUCCCAAUGCCGAAUGAAAAUUCUGGUGACGCAGUUACUCUAGCAGAUUGUUUCGACUGCUACACAGCUCCGGAAAAAAUAAGCGGUUCAUACUUCUGUGUCCAUUGUCAGAAGGAAUUUGGUGUAGUUAAGCAGACUAAACUAUGGUUAACUCCACAAAUUUGGGUCAUUUGUUUGAACCGGUUUGGGACUAGGGGGGUUCCAACGCUAGGAAAAAGAGUCGACUAUCCCAUCGAGGGGUUAGAUCUUUCGCCAUGGGUAAAAUCGCCACGCAACGAGGGCAAUAUUUACGACUUGUUUGGCGUUGUCACUUAUUCUUCGUUUGACGGCUCUUUAAACCGUGGCUAUUACGCAGCGUACUGUAAAAAUCCCGUGGAUCAUGCUUGGCGGAAGUUUAGCGACGAAAGGGUUGAGAUAGUGAAUUUGGAUGUAGCCUAUUCAAAGGAGAAGAUUCAGGAGGAGGCGUACGUUUUAUUCUACACCAGACGCGGACAUGCUAAUUGAACAUGGUGGCUAAUUUGUUGAUAGGGGUAGCAUUUGAAAAACAAUUCUGUCUGUACCAGACAAAUACGUAAAUAAAUAAAAUUGUAUUUAAAAAUCACCGGUAGCUUAGGAGGACAUAUCCGUUAUAAAAACAUUGUGGGAUUUCCUAUUUGCUGAACCACCCUCUGUACAGAAGUUUAGCAAUUCAUAUUCCAUGUCAUAAAAAUGAUGGAGGAAUAGUAACGAGGUGAAUUUACGUAAUUAUUGAUCUAUAAUUAUAGACCUAGUUGUUUAACCUAGUUGUUUAACCUCUUUGUAUACAAAAAUUAUUUUUAUCUGUGGUUAAUGAAUUCAAGAUUUUUCUAUAUUCAAUGACAUAAUCGUGUUUAUCUAUCUAUCUGAGUCGUUUGAAGCCCGAUGUAAUGAUUUUCUGAAUAUAAAAUGUGACUCAUUUAUAUAUUUAUGCAAAUGCUAUCUGUAAUAAAACCGACAACCCUGAGGGCAUUCAUACAUAU
Folsomia candida is the source of this 1749-nucleotide messenger RNA. Its product is annotated as ubiquitin carboxyl-terminal hydrolase 4. NCBI's taxonomy places the organism in Eukaryota, Metazoa, Arthropoda, Collembola, Entomobryomorpha, Isotomidae. Gene Ontology annotation, molecular function: cysteine-type deubiquitinase activity. The record is from RefSeq and is a predicted model, not a curated record. Bases 125 to 1255 code for a protein of 376 amino acids. The transcript has 7 exons. Gene Ontology annotation, biological process: protein deubiquitination.